AUGACAAGACUUGAUGUGUUUUCAUUGCAGAUUGUAACAACUUAUCUAGUCGAUUCAAUUGACUUCAUUAACGUUGUUUGUGUAUGUAAAAAGUACGAGUACGUGCUUGAGAGAACCAGAAUCAACCCAAUACAAAUAACACCACAAAACACGCACUUAUUUCCUAAUAUUCAGACACAAAAUUUGUUUUCUCCAUUUGACAUUCAACUCACAAACACGUCAAUUGAACGACUCCAAUUUUCUUAUCCUGUUACAUACAACAAAUUUAUAGAAGAAAAGAAACGUUUUAAUGUUUGUCGGUUUGUGAAAUACACAAAAGAAGACAGACUAAAGUAUGGCAACACAAUUCCUCAAAAUGUGUAUUGUAUUGACAACAACUGUUUCAAGAAUUGCAAGGAACACGUGGUAGAAAUUCCAUUUGGUGUCCAAGUAAUAUUAAAUGACGCUUUUAAAUGUGCGCACAUACAAGAAAUUGCCAUACCAGACUCGGUGACGUUUCUUGGUGAUUGUGUGUUUAAUGGAUGCACCAAUUUAACACGUGUGACACUUCCCUCUUCACUUAAAUACAUCCCCUCACAGACUUUUAAAAAAUGUGUGUCGCUCAAAGAAGUUGAAAUCCCGUCAUCUGUCACUGCAAUUGGAUAUGACUGUUUUGGUGAUGACUGUGGAAUACUCUCCAUCGUUGUUACACCAAACAUUUGUGUUUCACUCAAUGCUUUUGAAAGCUCAGAUUUGAAUCAUAUUGAAUUUAUUGGGCAAGUGUAUAUAGCUGAUUAUGUGUGCAGAUAUUGUUUGUUGUUAAAAAGUGUUAAAAUGGACACCACAGUACAGGGUAUUGGGAGUCACUCGUUUUAUCAAUGUGAACAACUUGAAUACAUUGAUGUCCCAUCAUCACUUCAAAUCAUCAACACAUCGGCAUUUGAAAAUGCACUACCCUUACGCAAAUUUGUGAUUCCC
Molecule: messenger RNA, 957 nt
Organism: Entamoeba invadens IP1
Lineage: Eukaryota; Evosea; Mastigamoebida; Endamoebidae
Exons: 1
Source: RefSeq, a predicted model, not a curated record